AAGCCUGAUAGUUGGAGUUUCAGAAGAUAUGGACUCAUGAUUCAAACCUUUAAAAAAAAAACUUUAACCUGCCCCAGCAGCUUUACAUUUUAAGAUUUAUAACAACAUCUUUGUUUCUCUUAUGCUGUUUGAACAUAAGUAUCCAUUUUAAUAAUAUAAUGACCUGAUUUUAUUGUGGUGUAGAUAAAGAUAAUAAUGAAAUUAUGGCUCCAUCGUUCAAGUUCUAAACUGACAUAAUGGUUGCAGCACCUAACAAGUAUAUAAAACAAUGCCUGAAAAAGUCAUGCCAAAAUGUAUUUAUUUUUUAAUUAAUUUGCCAAAAUAGUGUUAUUUUAUGGGUGAAAAAAAAAGAAAUCUAAAGGCACUUUGCUUGGUUCUCCAGUGGAAACGAAUCUUUCUAAAAAAAUAGAAAAUUGUCUCCACACGUGUAAAAUUUUAUUUUAUGUGCUAUUGUGUUAAAGGUGACCAAUACAAAAGCAGCUCAAUAGUUUUUUUUUUUUUUGUAGGUAUAUGUAUGGAGACUUAAAAGGCGUUUAGAAAAUCAUCAAUAAAAUGUUGAGGAAUCACAGUUCCAGAGUGCCAUCAAGGAACCCCAGAGGUACACGUAACCAUAUUUGGCAAAACACCAACUUGAGGUGCACAUAAAUAGACUUCUGCUUUUAGGGAUAAAGCUGUUUUGGAGGAGAAUGAAAGUAAAAGCGCGCUCAGACAGAAGGAUUAUAGCUUUAAUGCGUCAAAUAGCUAAAAGCGCAGAGUUUCCAGUGAGGUUACGCGCUGCUCAGUAGGAAAGGCUGGCUUUGAAUUUGGCUCUAGCCAGAGAGAACAUGCGCAGUGAGCAGCGUGCUGCCUUCAGUCGGCGGAGCAGCUGUCCAAGGUUUGGAAUUCCAACAUGGCAGAGGCUGUGGUCAGUCUUCCGCUCACUUACUUGGAUUGGUUUCAAAUCGCGAGCAGCCACGCUUGACCACAGCAGGCCGUUCAGCUCCGCUCUGGCCGGAUCGAUGCCGCUAUAAGCCCUGUCGCUGCCCUGUCACCUACACAGGCUCGAAGACAUGAUCACUAGCACCAGUAUUUAUGGUCUAAAGAUGCAGUGGACCCCCGAGCACACACAAUGGGCAGAGCAGCACUUUGACAUCUCAUCCACUACCCGCUCUCCAGCACACAAAGUGGAGGCCUACCGGGGGCACUUACAGCGAACAUACCAGUAUGCGUGGGCAAACGAUGACAUCUCUGCAUUGACUGCCUCCAAUCUGCUCAAGAAAUAUGCAGAGAAGUACUCCGGGAUCCUAGAAGGCCCAAAUGAAAGAGGUCUGCUGUGCUCGUACUCUGACAGCACCAGUGGACUCAUGAAUGGACGAAAGUCGGAGAAUGAGUCAUGGCAGGAGGGGAUUUACCCAAUGAACUGUGCUCCAGAUGUUAUACCUGUGAGCAAAGCUGGAAUGACAGCAGCCCUACCCCCAGCAGAUGUCUCGGCUAGCAUAGGCAGCUCCCCAGGGUUGGCCAGCAGCUUGUCCGAGCCUAGCUACUCCAGCAGUAACUGUGGGAGCCACCCAGCCACCACCCUCCACUCGGGCAUCCCCUCUCAGGAAUAUACUGCCAGCUACAACGGCUCCUACCUGCACUCUAGCUAUAGUGGCCAGAAUACCCCAGGCCUCCCCUCCCCACACCCUUCUCCUUUACAUAGUGCCGGACUGUUGCAACCACCCCCUCCACUUCCUCCACCUACUUUAGUGCCGAGCUACAAUGCCGGCUCUCCAAACAUUCCCAACUACAGUUACCCUCCAACAGGGUAUGCUUCACAGACUGCCGUGGGCCCUGGUUACAGUUCUGGGGGAGCACCUCCGCCUUCUGCAUACUUGCCAUCCGGUAUCGCAGCUCCUACACCAAUACCCCCUACCACGCUGCCCAGCUACACCUAUCAGUCGCACAACCAGACACCAAUUGCACCAACACCUUUGAACAGCAGCACAUCCAACUCCUUAAAGCGAAAGGCUUUCUACAUGAGCGGACAUGGGGACAUGGACCCAGGCUAUGAAAAUUUUAACUACAACCAGCCCCGCUCCUCGCAGAGCCCGAUGUACAGAGUAGCAGACAGCAGCAUAUCAGACUCAAGCAGGGGCAGUGGUUUUGAAAGAAAUCCCAAUGCAUCUUCUUUAGCUUUUAAGUCCACUAAACCCCAGAUGUCCUCUGAUCAGCAAAGGAAGUUUAAUUUGCACUCUGGCAGAGCACUAAGUCCUCCAUCCUAUGGAUCAACCAAAAGCUCAGUGGGGGAACUCAGAACUGGUGAGCCGUACAGCAAAUUUGGAUCUCCUAUUAUGAGUGAGCAAACUGAAGAGCACAGACAGCAUCUGUCCCACUCCAUAACAGGGCCUGACAUUGGUUCAGCUACCUCGUCUAUUCAUGCUGCAGAAGAACAGCUAAAAAACAGUGACUCAAAUUUGGUGGAGAUGGUGACAACAGAAAUCCUUCAGCAAGGCUCUGCUGUGGACUGGAGUGACAUUGCAGGUCUUGAAAUGGCCAAAGCAGCUAUUAAGGAGGAAAUACUGUGGCCGAUUUUAAGGCCUGAUAUGUUUAGUGGACUAGCAUCAAUACCCCGCAGCCUCCUCUUGUUUGGUCCUCAGGGAACGGGGAGAUCACUGUUGGCACGCUGCAUGGCCACCCACCUGGGAGCUGCUUUUUUCAGACUAAGCAGCUCCACGCUGGUGACCAAGUGGCUGGGAGAAGGGGACAAGAUCAUCCAGGCUGCGUUCCUUGUAGCUCGGUGUCGUCAGCCAGCAGUAGUUUUCAUCAGUGAUGUGGAUCUGCUGCUUUCAGCUCAGCUCAGCGAAGACAGCCCAGUGAAUCACCUGAAGUCUGAGCUCCUGAUACAACUUGACAGUAUUCUUACCUCAGCUGAGGACCAAGUUCUUGUGGUCUGCUCCACCAGUAAUCCAGAAAAGAUCCCCGACUCCCUGCGGAGGUACUUUACAAAGCGAUUACUCAUCCCGUUGCCUGAUGGAACGGCACGCCAUCAAAUAAUCAGUCAGUUUCUCUCACAGCACAACUAUUGUCUUAGUGACAAAGAAAUGUCACUGCUGGUUCAGAGGACAGAGGGACUUUCAGGACUAGAUGUGGCUCAGCUGUGUCAGGAGGCUCUGAUUGGUCCUCUCCACGGCAUGCCUGGUGCCGAGCUGUCAGGCAUCCACCCAAGUCAGAUGAGGCCGGUCUCAUACCAAGAUUUUGACAAUGUAUUUUGCAAAUUCCAGCCAAGCAUAUCACAAAAAGAACUUGACAUGUACAACGAGUGGAAUAAAAUGUUUGGUUGCAGUCAAUGAAAGAAAACCAUCAAACACAAUUUCAAUGAACUAUGAGCAUUCAAAUACGUUAACCUGAAAUAGAGAAUAGAAAAUCCUCCUGCAGGCUUCAGCCAGAUGGUGAAAACGGUCUAAACUCCUAAAGUUAAAUUAAAAUGCUCAAUGAAUAAAAAAAAGAUGCUCUCAUUUUUUUGUACAUAAAUAUAUAUAUGAUAUUUAUACAUAUAUCAAUAUACUGCUAAUCUUGAGAUUUAGUUGCUGUCAAGUGCCUGACAUGGUGCUGUUUAAGCGUUUUGUUUUUCCCUUAUCUUCACACAGUUUUCAUUUGUGGCAUGUGCUAAUAGAAAAAAAAAGCUUUACAGUGUGACAUAAAAAAGUUGUUUUUCAUUGGAAGAGUGUUUUUUCAGCUGUGUCUGUUAUGUGCUCUCUGUGAACCGUUGUGGUUAAUUUGAGCUAAAUUAAAUCUAUUGGCAUCAUUUCAGUUGGGCUCCAUCGCCUCGCACUGGUUUCAUGUGUGCGUAAUCAUUUAAUUACAAGAACACUGACACACUUGUGUUGAAACAGUCAGAUCUGUUCCGUAGAAAACAUGUUGGAGUUGGUCGUGUUGUAGCUUUUCCCUGUAACUGAGAACAAGUACUAAUUUUCCUUUUUUUUCAGUUCAGUUUGAGUUAAAAAACAAAAAGCAUUUUGGUAAAAAAAUAAAUAUAUAUUAUGGAAGGUAAUUAAAAUGUUUUUUCUUUCUUUUGCUAUCUUUAUAAAAACUCAGGAAUGUAUAGUACCUCAAGAGCUUGUACGCAAGUGGGCUUGCAUUUGAAGUUUAAGUAUCAAAACACACAAGUCUUUAAUACCUCAAAAGGCUCAAAGUGUGAAGGCUCUUAAAGUGAAUGUAUGAAGGUAAUGGUUGAUUAUUUGUGAGAUUUUUCUGAUGAGGAUUUCAUGUCGUUUGAGUUUGUUUUAUAGAAAACUGACAGCCACUGUGGGAUUUUGGUUAUACUCCCACAUGCAUUUUUGCUUUAACAUUUUUUUUCUGUUAGCUGGAAAAAAUAUCUGUUUAGUCCCUUGUUUUGAGAGAUACGGCUGUUCAAGGGCAGUUUGGGGCAGCACUGAGAGAAAUUCAAAAUACAAACCUUUUGGGUUGAGAAGGAAAAAUGCCCUAAGCUUUUUUUUUGUUUGUUUUCUUUUGGCACUAUCUUCUGCUGCUGUUUUAUCAUUAGGAUUAUGUACAGCCUAAUUUCAUUUUCUACCUCAGUGUUUAUCUCUAAAAACAAAUUCAAAAAAGGCAGCAAAGAGACAGCACCUCUGCUUUACUGAUGAGUAAAACCUAUGAAAUUCCCAAACCGCAAUUUCCUGUGUGAAACAUCUAUCAGCUUUGCCUUUUGAUAACACUUUUUUUUUCAUCGUGUAAUCCAUCCAUUGCCUUUAGCUAAUUUGGUCUUUAUCAACCCACUGGUACAUCCACAGUUGCAUCAUGUUUGUUUUAGACAGCUGAGUCUGUGAUGUGAAAAGCAAAAUUAAAGGUCUUUCUGAUACAGAUUUUCUUUCUUUUUUUUUUUUCGGGAAGCAUCGUGAAGCAUCCACAAAUUUGCUGAUAUUACAUUUAUGGUGAUUCUUCAAUUUGAGCAGCUCUAUUUACUGUAGACUCCCUUACAAGAAAAAUAAACGACAUGAAGCGCUAGUUUAAUGAGAUCAGGAAAAAAAGUAAAAACCAUAAAGCAGAAAAGAAAACGAGAAAGGUAGCACUGCGGGUAUUAAGGAAAAGAACUGCAGAGGUGCUCAGGUUUAAGGUAUUUUUAUGCAGUAUUUUGCUGAAGGUUUUACUUAUUUUACCUUCAGGCAUAUAAUCAUUAUCAUGAUCCCUGCCGUCUGAUUUGCCAUCACCUCGUCAUCUCAUGGUUUUCAUCGGUAGGCAUCAGAAUCAGAAGCACAGCAUCUCGCUGCAUUAAGAAAAGCAGUUAGCCUCAUCAACAGACGUACUUUGUCAGGCUUUUAAAUUAUGCAGGAUUUAAAGGAUGAUCUUAAAAACAUACACACAACUCACAUUAAAUGAGUUGAUCAUUAUUCUAAAGUAGAUUAUCUGAACAUUGUUGGGUAACAGUACUCAGAAUGGAAAACUAAAUUAGAUUAUUCAAGCAAAAAAAUUAAUAUAUGAAAAAAGAUUCCAUCUUUGCUACAGUUGCAUUUUUAUUAAAAAUUAUAUGAGUGAUCCUUUGUCUUUGUUUUUAACUGAAACACAUUAUUUGUAGAAGGUUUUCUCAAAAGAAUUGCAUUUUGGUAUUUUGGAUUUUUCCUGAAACCAAAGUAAAUCCCUUUUUUUAAGUGAUAAACAGGAUUUAAUAGAAUUUGUGAGUUUCAGUGCUCUGCCAUAAACCACACAGUUUUCCUUGAAGGUUUUUUCCAUCGUCAGUGGAAGUUAUAGUUUUUUUCCUGAUAGUUUGUGUGAAAUUUAAGAGAAACAAGACCUCUAUUCUUAACAGAUCCACACUGUCAUUGUUGCGACACUAAACAUGGUAUUUCUUUGUAGUUGAGGUCUAAAAAAAAGCGUAAACAUGGCAGAGAGUCAAACUGCCUUUUGUCCCACUACAACACAAGUUCACAACACAUUUCCUUUUUUUUCUAUUUUUAAGGGGGUGUUUGAAGUCCUAAGUUGCAUUGAUAAGGACAGAUUCAGCAGAGUUUUAUAUAUGCGAAUAUAGGAACGCUCAAACGAAGCAGUACUAAUUGUCUCCUAGACAACAGAAAGUCUUGUCAUGUACUCUGUGUUGUUCCCGUCUGUCUUUCAGACAUAAGUGGAGUUACAUUUUUAUGAUUGUUUUAACUGUCACAACAACUGGAGCGUAGGAAGACGUACGGCCAAAACUGUUUCACACCCAUCAAGACAAUUGUUGAUAUUUUAGAGGCUAUAAGUUAUAAUAACUUGAUAAGACCCAAAGCUUUUAUUUAUAAGCAUACCAGUUUUCACAGUGGCACCAAGUUAGAAAUUUACAUCUCUUUUUUCUUUUUUUGCUGUAUUUAUGUAAUUACUCUUACGGUCGAAAUAUGGAUUCCAUUCCAGUUUUGAAAAUCUGCUGAACUUUAUGACCAUUUCUACCUCAUUGCUUCAUAUGUACUGUUGUUAAUGUUUUUUGUCAUUUUGAAUGUCAUUCAUUUAUGGAUUCCUUGAAGUUAGUUUUUUUUUUCUUUAUUUAUUAUUUUUUUAUUAAAGCGGUGACAUAGGGAAAAAAAGAUUCUGCUUAAGUCUGAGGAAUCUACAAAGGAGGCUGAUUUUAUACUGUCAAAGAACAGAAGGAAAAAGGCACCUUGAGGCUAAAGAUGAAGUUAACCUGCACAACCCGAUCUACGGUUUAUUUACAAUGACAAACUGCAAUCUCUUCAAGGUCUUUGAUAAAAAAGUAUUUUCCUUGGAGAAAAAGUGGAACUGCUUUAAACCUCUGUGCAUUGUUGUAAUUCUAUGUAAUUUGUGCGAUUACAAUUCAACAGUCAAGUAUGAGGGACAAACCUUUUGUUAUGAGUAUUUAGAAUUUUUACUCUGCUUAGACAUGUACAGAAAUCCAACUUGCACAUAGCUGUAUGUAUUGUACAUUUGCUAUUGGUUUACAGCAAACAUACAAAAAUGCACCACAUACAUGUUUAUAUGUGUGUAUGUAUUGCCAUAUUUACAGUACAGUCAGUUUUCUUUGUAUUAUCAUUUCAAAGGUUAUUGAAAUACUGAAUAAAGGCGGUUUGCUUUUCAAAA
Oryzias latipes (Japanese medaka) is the source of this 7023-nucleotide messenger RNA. It is a transcript of the gene fign, whose product is annotated as fidgetin. NCBI's taxonomy places the organism in Eukaryota, Metazoa, Chordata, Actinopteri, Beloniformes, Adrianichthyidae. The record is from RefSeq and is a predicted model, not a curated record. Gene Ontology annotation, molecular function: ATP hydrolysis activity; ATP binding; microtubule severing ATPase activity.